Aegilops tauschii subsp. strangulata is the source of this 847-nucleotide messenger RNA. Its product is annotated as zinc finger protein 6-like. Gene Ontology annotation, cellular component: nucleus. Lineage: Eukaryota; Viridiplantae; Streptophyta; Magnoliopsida; Poales; Poaceae. Gene Ontology annotation, biological process: cytokinin-activated signaling pathway; gibberellic acid mediated signaling pathway; trichome morphogenesis. Gene Ontology annotation, molecular function: transcription cis-regulatory region binding; DNA-binding transcription factor activity. The record is from RefSeq and is a predicted model, not a curated record.
CUUGCUAGGCCGUUCUAGUACUGUCAUCCGCUGGAGUGCAGGCACGAGCAUGUCCUCCGAUUUCUUCCCGUCCCAUGCAUGACUCCGUUUUCUCCGUGCAGCAAGCGCGCUCAUCCAUGGCGGACAUACGGUGCGACCAGCCCAAGAUGACGCCAGCAAGCCCGUCGUCCCUAAGGAUCUUCGGCUACGACGUGCCCGGCGGCGCCACCGACGCCGCUGCCGCCGUGCUGACUCCGCCGCCGACGCCGCCGGCCGACGCGCGGAGGUUCGGGUGCCAGUACUGCUCUCGCGAGUUCGCCAACUCGCAGGCGCUGGGCGGGCAUCAGAACGCGCACAAAAAGGAGCGGCAGCAGCUGAAGCGCGCGCGCCUGCAGGUCGACGCCAGGAUGAGCUACUUCGCGCCGCCGCCGGGGCACCUGAUCGCCGUGGGACACGCAGGGUCGUCGGCCUACACGCGGGACGCCUUCCACAGAUGGGUCUACCUCGCGCACCAGUCAGCGGCGGGCUUGCCCUUCCAUGCUCUGCCAGCCGGUGGUGGGUGCCACGCCGAGCCGCGGCUGCUCCAGGACCCAAGGGACUGCGGCAGCGCCGCCAUCAGCACCAGCAGUGGUGCUCGUGCCUGCACUCCAGCGGAUGACAGUACCGAGGAAGCCUCCGCGAUGGGGGUGGGGCUCGACCUCGAUCUCAGACUUGCUCCGGCCACUUCAUCGUGAAAUUGGAUAACUCCAUCUUCACAUGCAUGAGUUAACCAUAUAAUGUAACGAGUUGUCAAGUCCCAUCCUCCAAGGCUUAUGACCAUGUCACUUCUGCCGUUCUCUUGGGAAUCAUAUUUCUCCUUUUUCAUUCA